AUGCUAAGUUAGAAGUCAGACAGCAUGUUUUCAUAGUCAUAAUAGAUGAGAUAUGAUUCUGAUUAGGAUAAUGAUAUGGCAAUGGUGCAUAUGAAGUAAAACUAAAUGGAUUUGGAGAUAAUUCACGAAGAUGAGAAAAACAUCAUAAAGCAUUUUGAUUAAAAAAUAAAGCAUAAAGAACAGAUAUCUACUCAUACAGCAUUCGCUUAAAUGAAAUACUUCUUGGGCUGUGGAUUUAAUCUUUUGUUGUACGGUGUGGGAAGCAAAAGAAAGUUUAUUAAUAACUUUAUUGCUAAAAAUAAGCUGGGAUAAAACAUCAUUAUAAUAAACGGGUUUCACUCUGGUGCUAAUAUAAAAUCACUUACUAAUCCACUAAUCAAAUUAAUUUGGAAACAGCUGUCUUAGAAAAUAUAGUCAGUCUCAUCAAACGAUGUUAUCAGUGAGAUCAUUGAGAUAUUGGACAAGCUAAGGUAGAAUGAAUUGGAUUUUAUUUACAUAGUGAUCCACUCAUUUGACAUUUCUUAGUUAAAACAAAAAGACCUAAUGAGGCUGAUUACAAAGCUUUCGCAGACUCGAAUUAUCAAAUUCAUCAUGUCAGUCGAUCAAAUUAGAGCCGGACUAAUUUGGAGUGAGACUGACUUAGACUACUUAAACUUUUAUUGCAUUUAAGUUAACACAUUUGAGGAUUUCGAUGUUGAGCUAGAGUACUAACCGCCACUCUUUAAUAUCUAAGAUAAUAACGAGGAUUUCGGGCUUGAGUUUAUUUUACAGAGUAUGACUGUAACCUAAAGAAAGAUUAUCAAGUAAAUAGCUGAAUUUCAGGUAGAUGAUUAAAAUCCAAAGGGGAGCGGUUGUAGCAUAAAAGAACUGCUCAUAAUGUGUGUUGAGAAAAUGAUAGCUCUCAGUUAAUAACAGAUUAAGGAGAUGCUAAGAGAAGCUAUUGAUCACAAACUGAUAAUUGAAAGACCUGAUGCUAAAGGAAAGAUAAUUUACCAAAUUGAAAAUCCGCUGCAGGUAAUAGAAAAACUCUCUAAUCUAAACUUGGAUUAUUGA
Molecule: messenger RNA, 1053 nt
Organism: Stylonychia lemnae
Lineage: Eukaryota; Ciliophora; Spirotrichea; Sporadotrichida; Oxytrichidae
Source: the annotation of a GenBank genome assembly